AUGAUCGCUCCGAUUGCACACUUGAUAGAAGAUGAGGAACUUAUCAUUGUUCCUGAUGGUUCAUCAUUCUUGAUUCCUUAUGCUGCUCUUGUGGACCAGAAGUCCAGAUAUUUGUCUGAAACGCUGCGAAUUCGAUUGGCUCCAUCACUGACAAGCUUGAGGCUGCUGAUAGAUUGUCCGGAGGAACGCCAUAGUACAUCUGGUGCCCUACUAGUUGGUGACCCGUGGAUUGAGACUGUUCGCCUUAAAAGCCAGGAAAAACAAAAACCAAAGAAAUAUACGCAACUCCCUGGUGCUGAAAAGGAGGUAAAAAUGAUUGGACAGAUAUUGAACGUUGAGCCUCUCAUGGGAAAGAACGCUACAAAAGAUCAAGUGCUACGCAAACUAAACUCAGUUUCGUUAGUUCACAUAGCAGCUCAUGGCUCUGCAGAAAGGGGUGAAAUUCUGUUGUCACCUAAUCUUGGCAGCUCCAAACCUCCCGAAGAGAAAGACUUUCUUUUGACCAUGAAAGAUGUGUUGGAUGCUAAAUUGGACGCCAAGCUUGUUGUCCUAAGCUGCUGUCACAGUGGGCGAGGGAAGAUUAAAGCCGAGGGCGUGGUGGGUAUUGCACGUGCCUUUUUAGGAGCUGGUGCGCGCUCUGUUAUUGCGUCACUGUGGGAGAAUGACGACGAUGCUACUCUGACGUUUAUGAAACACUUCUACGAGCAUUUGGUCAGGGGGCAGAGUGCAAGUAAGUCACUUCAUGAGGCCAUGAAAAUGAUGCGGGAGUCAGACGGCUUCAAUGCCGUGAAGUACUGGGCCCCAUUUAUGCUGAUUGGCGAUGACGUCACUUUAAAUUUCGACCAAUGA
Molecule: messenger RNA, 849 nt
Organism: Porites evermanni
Lineage: Eukaryota; Metazoa; Cnidaria; Anthozoa; Scleractinia; Poritidae
Source: the annotation of a GenBank genome assembly